AGUUCAUGCUAGUAUAUGUUGUUAAACAGAACUAAAGACGGAGAACACUCAGAACCAGAUCCACUGAAUGGCACACCUGCAGAUCAUUUUGGGGUAGGCGGAGCAUCUUCAAACGUGUCCAAGACAUUGGAGAUAAAGGUUGAGGCACCACAUGUGUUCAGGACACCAGAGAAGAUGGAGUUCCUUGUAGCAGCUUUGAUCACAGUGUGUGUUCUUGUAUCGAGAACCGAUGGUGGUGAGACUUCAGCAGACUGGUGUUAUCACCUGCCAAAAUGUAGUGAUGCCACUUGGCCAUACACUGCCACUAAAUACUGCGCUGGGAAGAGGCAGUCACCUAUCAACAUUGACAGCUCAGCGGCCGAGGCUGAUUGCAGCCUGACUGCCUUUAGUUUUGUUAACUUUGACAACAAAUUUUCUUUGAAAAGCAUCACAAAUACUGGCAGGACAGUGAAGGUUGGCUUUUACCGUGGUGUGAAGAUUUCAGGAGGCGGCCUGUCCGAGGAGUACGACAGCCUGCAGUUUCACUUGCACUGGGGAAAUGGUUUUGCUGUUCCUGGCUCAGAGCACACAGUGGAUAGAAAGCGCUACCCCAUGGAGUUGCACAUUGUCAGCAUGAAGUCGUCAUACAAUGGGAACAUAUCCCUGGCAGUCGCAGACUCCACAGGUCUGGCUGUUCUUGGGUUCUUCAUUGACGUGAGAGCUUCAGGACCUGCUAGUGAACCUGCAAGUUGGACAAAGUUGACUUCGUAUCUGUCCAAAAUUCCAACUAAAGGAGACAUGGCUGGGAUUGCACCAGGUAUUUCAUUGGAUGAGCUCCUGGAAGGGGUGGAUCGCACCAAGUAUUAUCGGUACCUUGGCUCCCUAACUACCCCCAUGUGCAACGAAGCUGUGGUUUGGACCGUGUUCAAGGAGCCUAUUCAAAUAAGUAGAGAAUUGGUAAGUUUUUUUUUAUUUUUUUGGGAACUAAACAGUGACCUAUGUUGUAUUACAAAAAGAGGGACACUACAUUAA
Molecule: messenger RNA, 1011 nt
Organism: Cynoglossus semilaevis (tongue sole)
Lineage: Eukaryota; Metazoa; Chordata; Actinopteri; Pleuronectiformes; Cynoglossidae
Product: carbonic anhydrase 2-like
Exons: 7
Coding region: 16-1011 (331 amino acids)
Cellular component (GO): plasma membrane
Molecular function (GO): carbonate dehydratase activity; zinc ion binding
Source: RefSeq, a predicted model, not a curated record